Molecule: messenger RNA, 3979 nt
Organism: Acanthochromis polyacanthus (spiny chromis)
Lineage: Eukaryota; Metazoa; Chordata; Actinopteri; Pomacentridae
Gene: ndufaf6
Product: NADH:ubiquinone oxidoreductase complex assembly factor 6
Exons: 9
Coding region: 192-1187 (331 amino acids)
Biological process (GO): mitochondrial respiratory chain complex I assembly; biosynthetic process
Cellular component (GO): mitochondrion
Source: RefSeq, a predicted model, not a curated record
UGUGAUUCUAACGUAACAUUUACCACAUUUCCUGUUUUAUUCGGGUUUUUUUGUCAUAGUUUCUGGCUCUGUUAUGUUAUUAAGCAAUUAGCGAGCCAAAUUAGUCAAAUUGAGAGAAAUGUAAAGUCUCUCGGUGUCGGGUGUGCGGGGGAAUGUUUUGAUGUAACACAAGGAAAGGGUCCAAGGGGAACAUGGCAGCUUGCAUCAGUGCUAAAUCUGGAUUAUUAAGCAGUAAAACCUCGCUGAUUCACGGUCUUUACAGAACGAUGUCCCCGAAUAGUGUUUGUAUCCAACGGGCGGCUGAAAUUCAGAGUGUGAGAGCUUCAGCUAAUGCAACAGUAGACCCACAACACAGUGAAAAGUACUGUCUGGACUUGGUCAGGUCCAGAGACUAUGAAGGCUUCAUGUCUUCGCUCCUCCUCCCGUUGGAGGCACGGCGCUCCUCUCUGGCUCUAAGAGCCUUUAAUGUGGAGCUGGCACAGGUGAAGGACUCAGUUUCCCAGAAAACCAUUGGUUUAAUGCGAAUGCAGUUCUGGAAGGCAGCCAUAGAAGAAAUCUACAGGGAUGAGCCUCCAAACCAACCAGUCAGUUUGGAGCUUUGGAGGGCAGUGAGGACACAUGACCUGACCAAAAGAUGGCUGCUGAGGAUCAUAACAGAGAGAGAAAAGGAUCUGGAUGAUAGAGCCUACAGAAACCUUCAGGAAUUAGAGGCAUAUUCAGAGAACACACAGUCCUCCUUGAUAUACCUGCUGCUGGAGUGUUUAGGCGUUAAAAACGUCCAUGCAGACCACGCAGCGAGUCACAUUGGCAAAGCUAAAGGAAUCGUAACGUGUCUCAGAGCUACUCCUUAUCACAGCAGCCGGCGGAAAGUCUACCUGCCCAUGGACAUCUGCAUGCUGCAUGGAGCUUCUCAGGAGGACUUCAUCCGUGGCAGUCGGGAGCAGAACAUUCGGGAUGUUGUGUAUGACAUCGCCAGUCAGGCUCAUGUGCACCUGCAACACGCUCGAUCUUUUAGCAACAGUGUUCCAGCAGCGGCCACUCCGGCCUUCCUUCAUACAGUGGUGUUGGAGGACUACCUGCAGAGAGUGCGGAAGGCAGAUUUUGAUGUUUUCCACAAAAGCCUGCAAACCAGAAACCCACUCCUUCCCAUCCAGCUGUAUAUCCGCUCCUGGAAGAAGACCUACUGACUUCAGUUCUCCUCCUCGGCCAGUCGUCCCGGUUUGUUUGCAGCCUCUAGGAGCUGCAGGACUAAAUCCCAGAGACUUCACCUCUCUGGGGAUUUCUGCCAGUCGACUGCCCUAAAGCAGGCUUGGAAACAUUUUGAACCUCAGUCCUGCCACUGAAGUCUGCCUUCAGAGAAAAACACCAAAACCAUGAGCCAAUCCAGACCGUUGUUUUCAGACCUCUGGUUCAAGCAGCAGCUUCGGUCGGUAAAAACGUCAGUGAUUUAGCCAGAAGAGUUCGCUGGGCAUGCGGAUUAUGUCAUACAUCAGACAGUAUUUAAUGAAUUAUUUGAAAAUGUGCAAACAAUGUCAUUCUUGAACAUAUGUCUUUUAAAUUAUAAUCCUGGUUAAUUACAUCUUGGGUCUUUUUUUGUAGUUUUAGCUAACACUUUAAUAAAUAACUUUAAAGAUAAACUGCACUGUAGUUGACACAAGUAGUUAAUGGGAGUCCUGGCUUAUAUUUACAGUUGAGUUUCAGAUCUGCCACGCUGGACUCAUUUAUUGUUUGUGAUCAGGCCGUGUCAUUCCCCAGAGUAAGUGCGUUAAUAUUUUCUCAUUUACAGUGUAUCAACAUUUUACCACUGAAUUAGCACCUGCCAAGGUAAUGAAUUUGUAUUUCACACUGUCUAGUCACUGAAUGAGAGGCAACCACUGAGUAAUCACCUCGUUUCUGUUCAUUCAUUUACACGGAGAGCACAAACAGGGUGAGCAGAAGGUUUGUAGUUUGAUCACUGUGGUGGAACUUCUGGUGUAACCUCACAUCCUAUGCAUGCAGCCACUGUAGGGUCUCUUACCUCACUAUAAAUCCAGCUGUAGCUCCUCAGAUCUGUAAAAAUGGCAUCCCUUAAAUGCAGCGUGCAAAUGUGAUCCACUAGUUUUUGUGAAAUUCAGUAUCUCCUGACAGUCACUGGCUGUCCAUUAUGUGUGUCUGUUGCAAAAAAUAGUCUUAUAUUCAUGCACAAACCUGUCCUGUGUACGUUAAUACUUGAGCAAAGGGAAAAGCAGCGGGAGGGAGUCUGUCUGGUACAUCUGAACCAUCUAAAUGCGCUUUGAAUUCGGGCAAACUUACCUGAAAGAUCACACAAACUGUCCAUAGUUCACGCUUAUCGCAGGUUACACACCAACAUCUUUGCUUUGACAUGGACCGAAUACAUGCAGCAAGCAGACUUCUCAUUCUGUAGUACUUGUCCAGAGAAUGGUUGCUAAACCUCACAGCAUUGUGCUGCUGACACAACUUGCUCUGUAUGUGCAUUGAACAGGAAAAAUGAGGGAGAUUGCUCUGUCUUUAUUACAGUACAACCAUGAGGGCCAAAGUGUAUGAUAUUUAAUUACAGAAACACGUGCAGGAUGUGUUGUAUAGCGGGGCUUUAUCUUCACUGCAGCAAAGUCAGGAAACCAUGCAGCUGGUAAACAUUGAUAAAUGACUGUCCUCGGUGUUGGUUGUGUUAUGUUGCCUGUUUUGUCAUGCCCAAAUGGUUCAUUCAUUCAUGUUUUUUCACACAUGCACAUCUCCUAUUUGUGUGUUAGCUUCAGGACACCUCAUCUACAAAUCUGAGAUGUACAGAAUUCACUUCUCUGCGCCGUUUGUGUUAGUUCAGUUCUCGUACAUCCGCCUGCAGUACGUCGUAUUUUAACAGUAAAACUCAUUCUGUGUUAGCUUAAUACGAACAUGUCCAUUCUUCAUAAGGCAGGGGGAGCGUUCUGGUCAUAGUUCCUGAGCUGCUGACAGCUGAACACCUGCUGGUUUAACCCAUUUGUCUGACUUCAGAGCACACAAGCUGCCUUCUCACCCUUCUUCCAUCACAGUUUAAUUUUUUGAUUUGAGAAAAGAUUAAUGUUUUGAGGGUGCAGGUUCACUGCCUGGUCUUUGAUAAUGUCCAAAUCAGCUUGAAAAGGUCUUGAAUUGCUGAAUUUUAGGGGGACACAACUUGAAUAUCUCACUGCUUUUAAUGGAAGAACUAUAGAAAUAAGACCCAUGUUAUAACAAGCUCAUAUUAUCCGUUACAUUUUUUGGUUACAGUGGAAUAAUGAGAGGAACAAGAAGAAGAUAGAGGAGAGAUGGGAACGUCUGGUGGAAAAGCUGCUGUACAACCAUAAUGGUUGCUAUGGUAACAUGAGAAAGUCUCUUAUCCAUACAUUCUGCAAUUUUUACAGCGUACUCGGCUCCUAAAUGUGAAUCUUCAGUUCUGAAAUUAUAAAAAGAAAAUUUACGCUGUAAUUGUCUCCUCUGUUCAUCAAACACAGAGUUGCUAUAGUGGAAAAUAUAGCAGAGAGCUUUGAUAUGAUUUGUUCUAAAGUUCUGGAGGCCCAUGGGACCACUGAGAGGAGAGAAACGAUCAAUAGAAAGAUCAGAAUCUCCAGAGAUAAUGAGACAGAAGAUAUUCACUCAAGCGGCAGACAGUAUCAAAUAAGAAACAUUUCAUCUUUGAAUAGGCUCGAUACAAAGUGCCCCUGCGGAGAACUGUUUGAAGUUUGCUACUGCACAAAAUAGCUCGGUAUGUUCAAACUGUCUGAGAGUUAGAGUCCCUUUAUCAGAUGAAUCCGGUCUUCUGCUGCUGUUAUACAACCAAACAGAGCCCUAAACAGAAAGAAAGGAGCUGGUCCGAGUCAAUUUUACGUCACGCUGUGACCGGAAAACCUCCAGAACUUUGGGACCAAUCGCAGCUCUGGAAACUGAAACACAACGGCAAAUCGUUUCUGUAGGAUAAAGUACCACCAGCAUCUUUAAAUAAAAGAUCAUUUGGGACUGUUUCUUA